AUGUCUUCGAAUGUGUCCCGGUCUGCCCUCUUGUCACUCCCGCCAGAACUACGCAAUCAAAUCUACGACCUCGUCGCUAGCGACACUGAGCAAAUCACAAUUCGCAAUGGAACCGUUCUCCCACAUUGCUUCAGUCAAGUCUGCCGGCAGAUCAGGAACGAAUUCGGUCCUCUUUUCAAGGCGAUGACCAAGCAGAGCCCACCAUAUCUCUCGCCUGCAACGAUCAGAAUCCAGCUGGAGAACUUCGACUUCAACCAGACGGUCCAAGCCAUAGAUCGAUGUCGGCACGAUUCGAAUACUCGAUUUGAAGUCGAGAUAUGGGUGACGAAGCAACUCCAUCGAUCAGAUUGGGAGAAGAUGUGGUCUUGGGUUUCCUUUUGCGAUGAACUGGCGUACCGGAAAGACGCAUAUGAUGAAAAUAUCUUGGCGACUUAUGAAAUCGGCCAGAAGUUUGGAUCAUGCAACGUCUAUGCGGCCUGCCAUGAGAUGUAUAUCGAAGUCGUCCCGUACAUCUUGAAUGGGAAUGCUCGAGGAGGGUGCACGUCGGCUGGGUACGAGCAGAUCGAGAAGAUGAGGUUGGCGCUGAGCACUGCCAUUGGGAAUUGA
This is a messenger RNA of Zasmidium cellare ATCC 36951, 606 nucleotides long. RefSeq lists its product as uncharacterized. The transcript has a single exon. Bases 1 to 606 code for a protein of 201 amino acids. Lineage: Eukaryota; Fungi; Ascomycota; Dothideomycetes; Mycosphaerellales; Mycosphaerellaceae. The record is from RefSeq and is a predicted model, not a curated record.